AUGAAUCGAUCUGUUAUUUAUCUUCUUGAUCUACCAAACGAAAUCUUAAUACACAUUUUAAGUAAACUCAACAAUAUCGACGUUCUUUAUUCAUUAUUUGGUAUUAAGAAUGAACGACUUGACAGUAUAACACGACAGAAGAUUUAUUCAAAUAUUCUCAAUUUUGCAUCAAUUAUUGAUAAGACAACAAUUAUUGAUCGUUUUUGUAUAGAUAUAUUACCUCAAAUUUCUUCUAAUAUUAAAUAUCUGAUUGUUGAUUCAGCAUCAAUGGAACGCAUUCUACUCGCUAGUCAUUAUCCAAAUUUGAAUGAAUUAAAGAUUUGUAAUUUUCGACCUAAAAGUUUAUUACAUAAUUUAACAGACAAUCCAUCGUUUCGAUAUAUUUUGAAAGAACAGAUAAUAAAACUUGAAUUUAUGAAUAUGGACGUUAUUGGUGAAGAAAGAUCAUCAAAAGAAUAUACAAAGAUAGUUUAUGCACAUAUUUUGACUUAUUUUGAAAAAUUAGAGCAUUUCAGUGUGGGUCCACGAACAAUGUUUGGAUAUCCAUGUUUAUCUAUUUGUUAUUUACCGUUGAAUGCAUGUUCUUCAUCAGUUCUUACUUAUUUAUCUAUUAAUGUGAGAACCUUUACUGAUUGUCUUUGUUUACUUGAUGGUCGUCUUAAACAAUUGAAUACAUUCAUUGUUCAAGUUUAUACAAUGAAGACGGAUCUAUCACUUGUUCACAAUUUGGAUGCUUUACCUAAUCUCAAGUGUUUCUCAUUUAUAUAUUAUGGUUUAAUUGAAGUAUAUGAUGGUCAAAUUGUAUCUCUUCUUCGUCGUAUGUUAUAUCUGGAAAAAUUAACAUUAUGUAUUCGUAUUUCUUAUCAAGAUGCAUUCAUCGAUCCAAUUUCUCUUCUGAAUGAAUUUUCUUUACAUAUGUCACGACUUAAGUCAUUCAAAUUUUCUAUUAGUACUGAAAACAAGAAGGAUGAUUUAGUACAUUAUUUGUCCAGCAAUUAUAUUAAACGAAAUUCCAUGAAUGCAGGACACGAAGAAGUGGCAAAUAUUGUUUGUUCGCUUGGUAUGAGCGUUAUAAAUAAUGUCUUUACGAUUCCUUUCGAGUUUGCCAAGCUCGUGUCUAUUGGCAAUAAAUUUCCAAAUAUUAUAUUUAAUAAUGUCAACGAGUUAUGGGUACGUGAUGAAGUUCGAUUUGAACACAAUUUCUUUCUACGAAUAGCUCAAGCUUUUCCAUUAUUAAAAUCUCUUCAUGUUUCCGAUAUUGAACGACUCCGAAGUGAUGAUGAUGCGAAUAAAUUAUCUGAUAAUAUUCAAUUACAUCAAAUCGUUGUAUAUCCUCAUCUUAGUUUUCUUAGUAUUGACAUGGAAGGUACUUAUUAUGUGGAACAAUUUUUAAAUGAAACCAAAACACAUCUACCUUGUCUAGAUCAAUUAAAUCUUUCAAAAUAUGAAGAUUUAAGAAUUGUCACAAACGAUUUCACAAGAGAAGAAACGCGACGUAACUGUGCCAAUGUAAGACGAUUAAUAACGGGAAAUGAAAUUGUUGGUUCGAAAGACUAUCACACUUAUUUUCCUUUGGUGUAA
This is a messenger RNA of Adineta ricciae, 1581 nucleotides long. Lineage: Eukaryota; Metazoa; Rotifera; Eurotatoria; Adinetida; Adinetidae. The record is from the annotation of a GenBank genome assembly.